GCUAACAAUAACAAUGAUAAACCAGAAUUUGGUGCGAAGGCUACAGUUAACUUUUGAUAAACAUUGAUUAUCAAUGGCAAACUGUUUAUAUGUUACGUAAAUUUCAAGUGCUAAAAUGGAAAGUGUUUCUCCGGAGUAUGACAAUACAGAAAAUUACGAGGAAGAAACUUGCAAUAUGGACAAUCAUAGACAAUGUAGAAAUUCCUUGAAGCCUUUAUUGACCGAGGAAAAGAUGCGAAGAAAGCUCCAGUUUUUUUUCAUGAAUCCCAUAGAAAAAUGGGAAGCAAAAAAAAGGUUUCCUUAUAAAUUUGUAGUCCAACUAAUCAAAAUAGUGUUGGUUACCGUACAGCUCUGCUUGUUCGCCUAUCACCAGUACAAACACGUGAAUUACACUGGGGACAACAGAAUUGCCUUCUCACAUCUAUUUCUCAGAGGAUGGGAUGCAACGAGGGAAAUAAAUGUUUAUCCCCCCGCAGCUGGCCCUUUGGCUGUCUACAAGGAAGAAGAUUUUUAUUUGACCAUUGACUAUGCUUACACAGGAUAUGCUCAAUUGGAUAAGGCUAUCGGUCCUUAUUCUUAUGCUAACGAAGACAACACUAUGUCCGACAUGAUUAUAUGCCUUCAUCAGUACAAAGAAGGAAUAAUUUUUGGCUUCAAUGAAUCCUAUAUUUUCAACAGUGAGAUAGUUGAGACCUGUUUAAACGUGUCUGAAACUGAAGGACAUUUACUGAAUUCCAGAGAAUUCUUGACAAAACAUAAUUUGGAUAUAAAUUUUUCAGCUUUAGUGAAAGCUCAACUGAUGUUUCCCAUUAAAACCGUUAAUUUCAAAGCAGCUGGCAGAAUUUCACCUCCGAGCUGUUUCAGGUUUGACAUUUCUAUUGUUUUUGAUAACGAAGACCAUGAUGGGCAAAUGCUAGUGUCUCUGGAUGCUGAUUCCACUCGUUUGAAGUGCAAAGGUGAUGUGCAGUUCAUUACUGAUGAUGAAAUAGAAACUGUCCUCAGGAGUCUGCUGAACUACUUAGUGAUAAUAAUUUGUAUCAUUUCAUUUGUGUUAUGUAGUAGAGCAGUCUGGCGUGCUCAGCAGCUGAAAAACAUCACAGAUAAAUUUUUUCGGACCCACUUUGGUGAGUCAUUGAGCGACCAUGACAAAAUGAAAUUUUUGAAUAUGUGGUACAUUAUGAUAAUUAUAAACGAUCUGCUGAUAAUAAUUGGGUCUUCAGUGAAAGAACAGAUUGAGAAAGAAGAGUUUGUUACAGAUCAAUGGAAUGUGUGCAGCAUGUUUCUUGGUAUAGGUAAUAUGUUGAUAUGGUUUGGAGUAUUGAGAUAUUUGGGCUUUUUUAAAACCUACAAUGUUGUUAUAUUAACUCUUCAGAAGGCAGCGCCGCAAGUGGCACGAUUUUUACUUUGUGCCUUGUUGAUUUACGCUGGUUUCACUUUUUGUGGCUGGCUCAUCUUAGGACCAUACCAUUUGAAAUUCAGGUCUUUGUCUACCACUUCAGAAUGCCUAUUUUCCCUCAUAAAUGGGGAUGACAUGUUUGCCACAUUUGCAAUCAUGUCCAAUAAAUCCGUUAUUUUGUGGUGGUUCUCCAGAAUAUACUUGUAUACAUUCAUAAGUUUAUACAUUUAUAUAAUUUUGAGUCUUUUCAUCUCUGUUAUAAUGGAUGCUUAUGAUACCAUUAAGCUCUACUAUAAGGAAGGUUUUCCGAAAAGUCGCUUGGAAUGUUUCAUUGGUGACACAAAUAUUGAAGAGGUUUCAAGUGGUAUAUUCCGAAGCAACUCUGAUGAUAGUUUAGGUGGCUUAAUGAAAGAUUUGUGUUGCUGCACAAAAAUGCCUAGAUCCUACUCCUCUUUAUCCACUACCUCCAUCCUUCAGGCCAACUCUGGAUCCAGCAUUUUAGUCUGAUUGAAAAUUCAGUUUGGACAACUUUUCAGUUGGGUGAUCACGAAUUUGUUUAUAAUUCUGUACAAAGCCUUCCAUUGGUACUACUAGUAGUAUUGUUGAAUUUCAUGACAAAUUAGUUUGGAGAUUCCCUUGUAGGUAUAUCAAAUACCUAUUAAAUUUCACACAGGAUAAAAAUGUAUUCUUAGUCAAUUGUAUAUAUUAAAUAUAUUAAGGACAUCAAUCAAUUCAAUGAUAAACAACAAAAUCAUAACAGGAAUAUACAUUUUUUUCUAGAACUAUUUGAAUUUUUCCCAUUGCCUAAUUCAUUUUUGUUAGUAAACACAGAAUGAUUUAAGGUGAAUAUAAUAUCGGACAUAUUUUGAGAAUUAACAAAAAAUCAUUGAUAUUAGUUUUUCAACAAUGUAGUGUUACCAAGUAAACUUUAACUUGAAACAAUUUAUUAGGUGUAUUCGCUCAUUACAUAUCAGUGCGGCUGAUUAGUUAGCUUCGCUCGCAAGCACUCGAUAAGGCACUACAUCUGCUGUGUUUGGUAUUUACAAGAGCAAGGAGAAAUAUGUGAUCGGUUAGCUCUAAGAUCAACUUUAGAUCAGAGAGAUUUUUCAGUUAUCCUGUCCUUAUCCACCUGUGAAUUCAUUGAAAAAUUUCAAUUGAAAUGUGAUUUUGAUCACAUAUAUGUAUUGAAUAUGAAUUGAGUUUGUUGGUAUAGUUUGAAAAUUAAUAUUUCCUAUAUUUGUAAUCGUAAUUCGGUCCUAAAUGAGAAUUAGCAAUUGUAUGUUUUAUAUGGAGAUGUUUCAUUAUUUAUUUCAAUAAUAGGAUGCUGUCAGUUAUGUUACUCUUGAGAAUUAUAUUUUUAAAUGAUCUGAUUUACUCUUUAUAUUUUUUUUAUCGGUAAGAAAGAAUGAACUGUAUCGAAUUACCGAAACAUUUAAAACAAUGUGACAUAGUUUUAGUUCAAAUAUGAGCAUAUGAGCAUUUAUUUCCACUAGUAGGAUUUGCAUCACAAAAUAUCUGACUGUAAAGCGUUAUUUAAGCGUUUUAGUUAAAUUUUUUCAUCUUCAGAGCAUGUAACUCUAGUCAAUUUUAACAUUUAUUGCAAAACAAGUUUUGCUGUGUUUUCAGGGUCAUAUUAUUUGUUGAUGUAAUUUUAAGUUAUAACUAUGGAUUGUGGAAUUUAAAAUGUAGAUUUUUGGCACUGUUUUCAAAAAUACAUAUUUUCACGAUAUGA
This is a messenger RNA of Leptinotarsa decemlineata (Colorado potato beetle), 3128 nucleotides long. Its product is annotated as mucolipin-3. Lineage: Eukaryota; Metazoa; Arthropoda; Insecta; Coleoptera; Chrysomelidae. The record is from RefSeq and is a predicted model, not a curated record. Gene Ontology annotation, cellular component: lysosomal membrane; plasma membrane. Gene Ontology annotation, molecular function: NAADP-sensitive calcium-release channel activity.